This is a messenger RNA of Chrysochloris asiatica (Cape golden mole), 1497 nucleotides long. RefSeq names its product steroid 21-hydroxylase-like. NCBI's taxonomy places the organism in Eukaryota, Metazoa, Chordata, Mammalia, Afrosoricida, Chrysochloridae. Gene Ontology annotation, molecular function: iron ion binding; heme binding; steroid 17-alpha-monooxygenase activity. The transcript is spliced from 10 exons. Bases 1 to 1497 code for a protein of 498 amino acids. The record is from RefSeq and is a predicted model, not a curated record. Gene Ontology annotation, biological process: progesterone metabolic process; hormone biosynthetic process.
AUGUUGUUUAUCGGCCUGCUGCUGCUGCUACUACUGCCCCUGCUGGCCACCACCCGCCUGCUAUGGAGCCUGUGGAUGCUCAGGACCCUCCACCUCCCACCUCUUGUCCCAGGCUUCCUGCACCAGCUGCAUCCCAACCUCCCCUUCUACCUACUUGGCCUGACUCAGAAAUUCGGACCCAUUUACAGGCUCCGCCUGGGGCUGCAAGAGGUGGUGGUGCUGAACUCCAAGAGGACCAUUGAGGAGGCCAUGGUCAAGAAGUGGGUGGACUUUGCCGGCAGACCUCAAAUAACAUCCUACAAGCUGGUGUCUCAUGACAACCAGGACCUGUCAGUAGGAGACUACUCCCCGCUCUGGAAGGCCCAAAAGAAGCUCACUCGCUCUGCCCUGCUGCUGGGCAUCCGCAGCUCUAUGGAGCCUGUUGUGCAGCAGGUGACCCAGGAGUUCUGUGAGCGCAUGAGAGCCCAGGCCGGCACCCUCAUGACCAUUCAUAAAGAAUUCUCCUUGCUCACCUGCACCAUCAUCUGCUACCUCACCUUUGGAGACAAGGUCCAGGAGGACUCCCUGGUGCAUGCUUUUCACGACUGCAUCGAGGACUUGUUAAGCACCUGGGAUCACUGGUCCAUCCACAUUUUGGACAUUCUGCCUUUUCUCAGGUUCUUCCCCAACCCAGGUCUGUGGAGGCUGAAGCGGGUCAUAGAGAAGAGGGACCACAUGGUGAAGGAACAGCUGAAGAUCCACAAGGAGACCCUAGUGACAGGCCAGUGCAGGGACAUGACAGACUACAUGCUGCAAGGGAUGAAGAAGCAGAUGGUGCAAGAGGGAGACAUGGGGCCGCUACUUGAAGGCCACGUGCACAUGGCUAUGGUUGACCUAUUCAUUGGUGGCACAGAGACCACAGCAACCACCCUCUCCUGGACAGUGCUGUUCCUGCUUCAUCACCCUGAGAUUCAGCAGCGACUGCAGGAGGAACUGGACCGCGAGUUGGGCCCCCUUGCCUCGGACUUCUGCGUGCAGUAUAAGGAUCGCGUGCGGCUGCCUUUGCUCAAUGCCACCAUCGCUGAGGUGCUGCGCCUACGGUCCUCUGUGCCCCUGGCCUUGCCUCACCGCACCACGCGGCCCAGCAGCAUCCUGGGCUACGAUAUCCCAGAGGGCAUGGUCGUCAUCCCCAACCUCCUAGGCGCCCACUUCGAUGAGACCGUCUGGGAGCGGCCUCAAGAGUUCCGGCCUGAGCGCUUCCUGGAGUCAGGCACAGGACCCAGGGAGCUGGCCUUUGGCUGCGGCGCACGCGUGUGCCUUGGCGAGCCGCUGGCACGCCUGGAACUCUUCGUGGUGCUGACGCAGCUGCUCCGGGCCUUCACGCUGCUGCCGCCCGCCGGCGCCCUGCCCUCGCUGCAGCCCCAGCUUCAAUAUGGCAUCUCCCUCCAGAUGCCGCAUUUCCAGGUGCGGCUGCAGCCCCGGGGCGCGAGUGCUCCAGACCCGGGAGAGAACCAAUGA